Orussus abietinus is the source of this 1816-nucleotide messenger RNA. RefSeq names its product transcription factor Sp1-like. The record is from RefSeq and is a predicted model, not a curated record. Lineage: Eukaryota; Metazoa; Arthropoda; Insecta; Hymenoptera; Orussidae. The coding region runs from base 595 to 1539 and encodes 314 amino acids. Gene Ontology annotation, molecular function: RNA polymerase II cis-regulatory region sequence-specific DNA binding; DNA-binding transcription factor activity, RNA polymerase II-specific. Gene Ontology annotation, biological process: regulation of transcription by RNA polymerase II. The transcript has 5 exons.
UGUCGUCCCAAACCUCCCGCCAGUUUCCAUUGGUCGCUCGGAGACGCAAGACGUCACUUUACGUCAGGCCGACCGAGGCGACAGGCCCUCUCUCUGGCAGCAUAGGCACUUUCCCUUUCCCUGAGGGAGAGACUCGUAGGGACAUCCUGCGGAGGUAUCGCUAAGGGUCGCUUAUUGGGACCCAAAGGCCCGGCCGGUUUCAAGAGUCGGGAGAAGUUAACACCCUUGAUAUUAAUUCCAGGACGAUCCGAGCACCGGAUGAUGGUCACGUGGUAGAGUUCUCUCAGCUUCCACCUCUGGUUCAGCUCGGGGCGAGGGAGGCCCUCGCGCAGUCGACCCUGAAGACGGGCUCGGAGGAUCUCGAGAUUUCCUGAGGAUAAUGCUCGAGAGUGGUCGGCGUAUCUCGUUAGCCUGUGCUCAGCUGUGGCGACGACCGAUAAUCUGCCGACGACGAUUAAUCGCGAAAACCCGCUCCUCGACGCGCCAAUAGAGAAAGACUCCGAUAGUGUCGGCGACUCUUUCGACCCUGGAGGAUUUCUAAAAGGCCUCGAAGAAGCUUCAAACGUCAAAGGCGCUCAAAAUUGGGAAUCGACGAUGGUCGGCGACGCGUCCGUUUUUGACCAGGUGACCGACGACCUGCUCCUGUCGGCUCUGGGUCUGAGCAUGGAUACUUUCACGGAAUCGCAGCUCUCGACCCCGACCACGACGACCUUGCCCUACGACUACGAGACAUCCUGUACCACUCCUCUGAGCGAGGCCUCGGAGACGUUGGACCAUUCUAUCAGCUUGAAUGCCGUCGAGUGCUACACGGACUUGAGCUUCUCCUCCGAGGUUCCUUGGAACGACUGGACCACCGGUACUUCGACGUCCUCGAGUUGCCCGAGCGAGUUAAGCGAGUUGGAUUCACUGCUGGACUGGUGUCUGGACAGCGGCUGGAACACGGCUCUCCCCGAGAGGACACCGAUGUGCGAUCCACUGUGCGAGGAAUUCCUUCAUAUGCCUUUGCCGAAGCCUCAGCAACCCUUUCAGCACGACGAACCCUUGCUGGUGCUCGGCAUCGAUCUCAGGGCACUAGAAGAUACUUUAGGAACAGAUUACAAUAACAAUCAAAUAGAUGACAACCUACUCGUCUCGUCUGCAGCUAACGCAGCUUUGGCAACUCACGAUUACACGAAUAGGAGCCUCGUCCACGCCGCCGAGGAUCGCUGCUUUCCUUGCACCUACCAAGGAUGUGCAAAGGUCUACGCUAAGGCAUCUCAUCUGAAGGCUCAUCUCCGUCGACAUACCGGAGAGAAACCCUUUGCCUGCACGUGGUCCGGAUGUGGAUGGCGUUUCAGCCGAUCGGACGAAUUAGCUAGACAUCGCAGAUCUCACUCCGGGGUAAAACCUUAUCCUUGCGAGAUGUGCUCGAAGAGGUUUGCCCGCAGCGACCACUUGGCCAAGCAUCGUAAAGUGCAUCGCAAAAACGCCUAUCCAGUUUUCCAAAAUGCCAGAGGAUUUCGCGGCGGAAAGUUAAACGUCAUAUCUGCCGAGGUUUAACACCUCGAGGGACUUCACUCGGAUUGGAAGGAAAAAUACCAAAGAGAAUGUGCCGAAAUGAAAUUUCUUUACCUCGACACGAGAAUUUUACAUCCCCUAAUGAAUCUAAAGUGCGUUUGAGGGUCUCUACAGGACCGAAAGAGAAAUUAACCAAAAAGACUAUUUUUAGUGCAUCUCUCAUCUGUAUUCGCGGCAGUUAAUACUUAUUUUUAAGAUUGUAUUUUUUAAUCAGCUUCUACCAUGACACUUUAAAGUUAUAAUAAAGACCGAAAUUCAA